GUCGUGAACCUGGAGAUACCUCGUUCGUUCGUCCCAGCAUUCUUAUACUAUAUUUAUUCCCCGAGAGUCGCCAGUUAAUAGUCUCCUCUCUACGUUGUUCUCCUUCCCCGUCUUUGCUUCAUGUGCUGGUUGCCAUACAUAGCCUCCGUCAUUGCGGGUCUAUCUCUUAGCACUUGAUUGCAAGCCUCCUCGUCAUCUCCCGGCCUUCCUGGAUCCUGAUGCUGUGGAAUCCUCCUUGAUCUGCCAAUGUUAUAUAAUCCGUUGACUGAAAUCGAUUCCUAUAUAUCCUCUCCCGUCCACUGGGACGCAUGUCUUCUGACGAUGCUUCAUCUUCUUCUCGAUCUAAAUACUCAGCUUCUAGUUUCGCGGACGUUUUCAAGUCGUUAAGCGUCUCCCGGUCCAAACCCCUCUCCGCAGUCCCGCUAUCGGAUAGCAGUGACUCUCUCCAGCAGCACACGGAUGGACACACAAGUAAUCAGAGUACGAUAGGGUUCGACUCAAUGCAUCGUGGAAGCGUCAUAUCAAGUUCCUCGGAUGCUUCAGGAACCCGGGAUUUCGAGGCCUCUCUUAAGGUUUUGGCGCAGAGCCAGAACCUCAAUCAUGCUGCUGACGAAGCUGAACAAGUGGCAAAAUCUCUUCAAUGUUAUAGCCCAGAACAAGCCAUUGCUCUCUGGGAAGCAGGAUCGCAUCUCAUACACCAUGUGGGAUCUCCAGAGGUUCGACGCAGCGGUUCCCGCCUCUUGGAGACUAUAUCAAUUCGCCAGGAUCUUUCCCCCGCAGCUCGACGGGUAGUCUUCGAAUCGAUUUCAGCCUCGUCGGAAUCCGAUGUUAUCCCAGUCCGGGCUCAGUCACUGAUAUCUUUAUCAGAUCAUGGCAGGCGAUUAGAGUUCUCCACAGGAUCCCUCUUACCUAUGAUUUCAUCAUUUAUAGUCCCUUUAUAUGAAGUGAUUUCCUCUGCUCGACUAAAGGCCAGGAAAGCCAAGGUCGGCAAAUUCAAUGGUCUUGGCUAUGAAGACACGAUACUAGACGACCUCUUGCAAUUCGCCGUGGAUUUGAUCACAUUACAACGCAGGUCGCCUGAGAGUGGGGAGGUCCAGGAGCUUCUUGACCAAAUCUUUACUAUCUGCAGAAAGACAAGUGUAGCUGCCGAUAUCAAGCACUCCCUGGCCGUAUUCGACGCAGUAAUUCUGUAUACCAAUGUUCCGGAUGGAAGCUUUGUUCCAAUGCUUGAGCUACUUUGUAGCAUACUUGCCUCGGUGAAGUCACUUUCGGGCCCAACGUCAAGAGCUGUUAGGAAUCUGGCAAAGUCAAAGCGACGGACUGAGAUGGUGGAUACUCUUUAUUCAUUUUUGCUCGAGUCUUCUGAAAAUCAAAGCCGCAAUCUCAAUGUUCUCCGCGGAGCCGUAUACGUCUUUACCGAACUCGUUCGCGCACACGGCCAGGACGGAAUAGUACAGCUUGAAUUCGAGCGUCUUAUGGACUCUCUCCAAAUCGUCGUGAGAAAAGACGAUGGCCGGUUAGAGGCAGAUAUUCUAGAACUAUGUUUGAACACUCUAGAUGGUGAAUUUGCCGAGGUUGCCUUGAAGCAGAGCUGGUUAGGAUUUGUUUCUGUCCUGAACUCCUGUUCUCUCAAAGUUAUCCAAGAGCCUGAAUUGGAUUAUGUUCCUGCUCAUAGCCCCCAGUCACCGCAACUGAAAGGAAUCAAUGUGGACGACGUAAAGCCCAAUAUCCUUGCCAAUAUCGUUCAAAUUGCAUCCGCCGUGGGAUCCCUUUGGGACAGCUUGAGCAAGCAGCAGAGACUAGAUAUCUCAAACUUCUUAAUGAAUGUUUGUCAACAUAUUGAACCUACUCAGGCUGAACUUGUCCUCAAUACCGUGAGAGCCGAGAGGCUUUGUUCCCCUGAAACUUCUGGAUGGGUUCAGUGUUGUCAAAAAGUCAUCAACUGCUUUAUUCGCGCUCGCAAUAAGCCAGCCGAAAUUCGAAUCAUAGCCCUAGAAACCUUGAAGGAGGCUUUUGUCAGUUACGAGUCUCUGUCCCUCUUUCAAGAGCAAGGGCUUUUGAAACUUAUGCUCAAGAACUUCAACGAUGAGGAUAGCGCCCUUUUUUUGGAGGGUCUCGUUUUCUUUGUUGUUGACACUUUCGUCGCUGUUUCCGAUGACUCCACAUUUAAAUAUCUAGUCGAUACCAUAAGUUCGCCCAUGACCAAAGAUUCGGAUAAGGAUGAGGUCGAUUCGCCCUCCAUGUCUUCCUCGGAGCGCCGUCUGUCAAGCUUUGCACUGGAAGUGUCCCUUGGCAACAUCUGUUGUGUGGGACUGGUGAGAAUGUUUUUAAGAUCAAUGAAUACGUCAGCUAAUAAGGCAGUAACGGUGUACGAAGCCCUUUUGAAGAUAGGGGAAUCGACAGACCGGCCUUUAGACUCCCGCCUAACAUCUCUCAAAAUGUUAUUUAGACUUCGAUGCGAUUCUUCUGGCUCCAUUACAGUCGUGCCACUUUCUGAAAACGACUUCAGGAUGAGUGUUUCCGGUCGCAUUGUUGACUCUAGCUCAUUGUCGCAUGCUUUUGAAGACCCAGGUGGUGAUCACAGCACAAACAAUGAUUACGGUCGGCCAACCCCCCCAGGGAGACAGUCGACAAGUGAUUCGUCAACUAGUGCCUUAUCCAGGUCCACAGGGCGCAGCACAAGCAUUUCCCAACGGGUUCCGAGAUUGUCUCAUCCAGUCUGGGCAUACACUACUCCCCAGGUCCUUCCAGAAGAACCCCCAGACGAGUCCAGUCCCUUUGUGUAUGCAUAUGCGACACCCGCUACAUCAACUCAUAUCGACUCUGAGAAAACCCAAAGGGCCGCGCUGAAGGCAAACGUUUGGCUAGAAACCAUUAUUAUGUUGCUACAACGUGAAACGAACUGGGACCUUUACAGCUACGUUCUUACGCACUUGGCGCCUCAACUUCGGAACAAGGACCUUUUCAGUAACGCUGUUCCUCAGAUCAAGCUUUUACGAAGCGUCUUGUGCGAUCAAGUGAAAAAUGAUUCCUUCCGUGAGCCACCGCCAUCUACUGGCGUCAAGAAAUCCGAUGUGGCGGGCUACAUCUUUGAUUCUCUCUGUGUAUUAAUCAGCUACCAUGAGCAUUUUGCAAAGAGCGAGGAAGAUGAACUCGUCCGGUCCUUUAUGAUGGGUAUCAUUGGCUCAUGGGGAGGAACUUCUCGUGGUUGUAUUCAUGCCCUCUCGGUUUGUUGCCACGAAAUUCCCCUCUCUGUCACGAAGUCUUUGAAUGGAAUCCUUGACAAGAUGUCCAAAGUGAUCACGCUAUCCAACCUUGCCGUCCAUAUUCUUGAAUUUUUGGCACUUCUUGCACGACUACCAGAAGUGUACGUCAAUUUACGAGAGGAAGAAAUUCGCACAGUCUUUGGUAUCUGUAUUCGUUUUUUGCAAACAUCAAGGGAGCACAGACUUAAGGCGUCUGAAUCGCCUACGCGGAACCUCCAGGGUUCUGCAAGACUAGGAAGCGUUAUCCGCGAGACUUCAGGCCUUCCUUCUGCCGAGGUUUCUGAUUCAUCUCUCCAAGAGGCUAUGUCCCGGUAUAUCUAUGCCUCGACACAUCACGUCAUGGUAUUCUGGUUUUUGUCAUUGAAGCUGCAGGAUCGGGCCAAACACGUCAAUUGGAUAACCAGCAGGCUGAUCUUCAGAGAUGACAAUGGAAAAGAGAUGGUUGAAGAGCAGAGUCAAGUUUUCCUCGACCUUAUGCAACGCGCUGCAUUUUCAGAUUUGGGCGACACAAUUCCUUUCCCAACAUUUCCACCGUCUCCCGAGGAUGGGCCAGCCAUCAAGAAAUCGUGGGUUGUUGGCAUGAGCAUAGUCACAGUGGAGACCGCUGGGGUUUCCGGUUUAACCCAAAUCACCAAGAGACAGGCCUCGGGGACUACCUAUGCAGUGUACCAACAGCGCACCGCACCUAUCCACCCCCAUCAAGUCCCGGCCACCCAUGACGCCCAUUUUCAUUCGGACAACAUGCAUACGGCUGUUCUGCCUAGCCAUGUUCUACUCCAGUUGACGACAACAGCCUUCCCUACACCUACCGUGAUGCAACCCAUUCCUCUUGCGGAUGAUGAUAUGACUCGUCGAGCACUGGAUAUAUUUGAUCGAAAUGAUAUUGUAGAUGGGCAUAAAAUCGGUGUCGUUUAUAUUGACAAUGGUCAAACUACAGAAGCCGAAGUUCUUUCCAACACUAGUGGCAGUGCAGAUUAUGAAUACUUCCUGUCAGGCCUCGGAACCAAGGUUCCCCUCAAAGGUGCAAGAUUCAAUACUCAAGGGUUGCAUGCUGAAAUCGACGGCGAAUUCACAUACGCAUGGCGCGAUCGUGUCACAGAGAUUAUCUACCAUGUGGCAACUAUGAUGCCUACAAACUUCGACACUGAUCCUUCGUGUAUCCUGAAAAAAAGUCACAUCGGCAAUGACUUCGUCAACAUUAUCUUCAACCGGUCGAAUGCCCCGUUCAAUUUCAAUACAAUCCCUUCCCAGUUCAACUUUUUCAACAUCGUUAUUAGCCCCGUAUGCCGACUCGCAGAAGAGGACGGAAUCACGAUUUGUGGACCAAUUCACCCUGAGAAACUGGUUUACAGUGUGAAGGUAAUGAGCAAGCCUGGAUUCCCAGAGAUUUCUCCUGCUGCGUCUCCCAAGAUAAUUUCUGGAAAGAACCUCGCAGCCUUUGUCCGGAUUCUCGCAUUGAAUGCCUCUGUGUUCUCGCUUGUCUGGAACAGCCAGGGUGAACAUAUUUCAUCCUGGCGCAACAGAUUGCGCGAGAUUAAGCGGCUUCGAGAACGAGCGCUAGGGUCCCAGUCUCAGGGUUUGGAUACCACGGAAGCCACAUAUCCCACUCAACGGCGCAACACCAAAGCAAAUAUCCUUUCCGAAGAAGUGCCAUUCCGCAGCAACUCCGCAAGAACUGAUUUUGCCACCGAUUGGAACGCUGCAGCAGAUGCCAAUAUCCUUCAAAAUUUGGAUUUCUCCCGAUGGGGCCGAUAAAGGAUUCCCCCAUUCUGCAUUUUCAAGCAAUGACUUACGACUGGAAAUGACUCACCAUGGCUAAAAAUGAACUUGGCCAUUAUGAAAAUUUCCAUCUCUACAAUCCGUCUCAUCAUAUAUCUUUUUCCUGAAACCACUAUGAAUGUAUAUCUUUAGUUUAUCUGCUUCCGCAUGUGACGACACUACCCCAAAUGGUUCUACCUGUGAAAGCCAUCUACAGGGAAAGUAAAACAAUACUUUCUACUAUUUCCUUACCUCUUCCUUUCUCUCUCUCUCUCUCCCUCUCCCCUCCCCCCCCAAAAAAUGUCACCCUUUCAUAAUACUCUUC
Messenger RNA from Aspergillus ochraceoroseus IBT 24754, 5349 nucleotides. RefSeq names its product putative GTPase activating protein (Tsc2). Gene Ontology annotation, biological process: regulation of small GTPase mediated signal transduction; positive regulation of GTPase activity; negative regulation of TOR signaling. The transcript is spliced from 2 exons. The record is from RefSeq and is a predicted model, not a curated record. NCBI's taxonomy places the organism in Eukaryota, Fungi, Ascomycota, Eurotiomycetes, Eurotiales, Aspergillaceae. The coding region runs from base 309 to 5021 and encodes 1570 amino acids. Gene Ontology annotation, molecular function: GTPase activator activity. Gene Ontology annotation, cellular component: TSC1-TSC2 complex; cytoplasm; nucleus.